CGGCGCACGCGUACUGCGGGCGGGCAAGAUGGAGGCGCCGGUUGCCGGUUGCCGAUGGAGGCGCCGGCAAACUCAUCUACACCCCGGGAAGGUUUCCUGCCCCACAGUGAAGUCUGCUGCCCCAUGGAGGACCCUGUGAUCUGCAUACCCCCCUACCACUAUGUCCAUGUGCUGGACCUCAACAGCAAUGUCACCCGUGUGGAGGUUGGGCCCCACACCUACAUCAGGCAGGAUCACGAGAGGGUGGUGUUCGUGCCCAGGCGCAUGGUGAUGGUGCUCCGCUGGCACUACUGCGUGGUGCUCAAUCCCAUGGCGCGGGGCCCCACUGGGGCCGUGGUGAUCAAUGGAGCGGGACAGGCCUGUCUGUGGCACGCUGACCUCGAUAUCCACCUGGCCCAGGAGCCCUUCCCCCUAUACCCUGGCGAGGAGAUCAAACAGGACAUCACCCCACUGCAGAUGGUGCUGGCUGACACUGCCCUGCGCCUGCGGGCCCUGCUUGACUUCACGGACGAGGACGGGAAGAAGUUCUUGGCAGGAGACGAGUGGCUCUUCGAGGGUCCCAACACCUACAUCCCCCGUAAGGAGGUAGAGGUGGCCGAGACUCUGCAGGCCACUGUCAUUGGGCACAACCAGGCCAUCCACCUGCGAGCACGCAAGGAGUGCCUCGACCGCAACGGCACCCGCCACAUCACAGGUGAGGAGUGGCUGGUGAAGCAGGUGGGUGCCUACCUGCCCGGUGUCUAUGAGGAGGUAGUGGAUGUUGUGGACGCCUACAUCCUCACCCGACAAGCCCUGCACCUGCGGGCAACGUGGACCUUUGAGGAUGAAGAAGGUCGGGUGCGGCGCACGGGGGAGGAGUGGCUGGUGACCCAGGCGGAGAGCAAGGCCUACAUCCCAGAGGUGUUUGAGGAGGUGGUGGCGGAGGUGGCGGUGACAACGCUGGGCCCCCGGCAGUACUGCAUGGUGCUCGACCCCAUGGGGCCCAAUGGGCAGCCCCAGCUGGGCCAGCAGCUUGUUGUCAAGGGGGAGAAGUCCUUCUUUCUGCAGCCGGGCGAAUGGCUCCAGGCUGGCAUCCAGGAUGUCUACGUGCUCUCUGAGGAUGAGGGGCUGCUGCUCCAAGCGCUGCAGACCAUCAAGGACACCAAUGAGGAGGGGAAGGAGGUGACACAGCAGGCAGGUGACCGCUGGCUGGCCUGGGGGCCCCUCGAGUACGUGCCACCGGCUGAGGUGACCGUGCUGGAGCGCCGCUGGGCUGUGGCCCUUGCUGACAACGAGGGCAUCUACGUGCGUGACAUCCGCACUGGCAAGGUGCCCGCUCUGGCUCCUUGUACGUCCCCUGCAGCUCCUUGUAGCCCCCGAUAGCGCCCCCCUGGCCUUUGUGGCUUCCUGUAGCUCCUUUACAGCCACCUCGGUGGCUCCCCGUAGCCCUGUUCCUGCUCCCUGCAGCUCCCCUGCGGUUCCCUAGAGCUCCCCAGAGACUCGUGGAGCUCCCCAUGGUCCUCUGCAGCUCUCUAUAGACCCCCUAUAGCACCUCGUAGACCCCCAUCAUCCUCCAUAGCCCCCCUACAGCUCCUCCACAGCCCCCCAUAGACCCCGGGAGCUCCCCCCUAACCCCUAGAGCUGCCGAAUCCCACUGUAGCCCCUUGUAGCUUCCCGUAAGCCACAUAGCUCCCCAUGGUCCCCCAUAAGUCCCCAUUAACACCUACAGCCCACCAUAACCAUGCAACCCCCCCCUUAGCCCCCCAUACCCUUCCCCAUGCCCCCAGUUCCCAUACCAGUAUUCCACAUCCCUGCCAGUGCUCCCCAUACCCCGUCCCAGUGCUCCCAGACCGCUCCCGGUGCUCUCAGUAACUGUAUACCCCAUCCCGGUAUCCACUCGCUGCCUCCCACCACUCCCAGUAUUCCAUGUAUGCCAUCCCAGUGCCCCCAAACACAGUCCCAGUCUCCCAGCCUCCUUCUCAGUGCCCCCAGAUGCACCCCCCCACUUCAUCCCAGUCUUCCCAGUACCCCAUAUACCUGCUCCCAGUGCCUCCAAACCCCAUCCCAAUGUGCCCCCAGUACCCCACCACCACAUCCCAGUGCUCCUGGUAUCCCUUACACCCUCUCCCAGUGCCUCCGCACACCCUCCAUAACCCCUCCCAGUAUCCCCCACACCCCUUCCCAGUACUCCUGAACCCCAUCCAAGUGCUCCUGUUGCCCCCCAAGCCACCCAGACACCCCCUUCCAGUGCCCCCAAGCCCUCCAGCGGCUGUCAGAGCCUGGCAGCACCCUGAGGUGGCUCUGGCUGCGGGUGCGGGUGGUGAUGGGCCAGACCUACAUGCUGACGGAGUCCGAGGAGCUGUGGGAGAAGGAGCUGCCCUCUGGGGUGGAGGCGCUGCUGGCCGCAGCCCAUGGAGACAUCCGCGGCACGGACAUUGGGGUCCAGUCUUCCUCCAGCCCGGAUGCUGGGGUCCCCCAACGUGACUGCACCCGCGCCAUCACCUACCAGGUGCCCCACAAUGCUGCCAUGCAGGUCUACGACUACCGGGAGCGGCGGGCACAGUACACCUCCCACCAGACCAGGCUGCUCCAAGCCCCGUCCAACCUGGCCUUGAACCCCUCCAGGGAUGGGGUGGCCACAGCUUCUCUGGGCAACCUGGGCCAGGGGCUCACCGCCCUCACAGCAAAGAAUUUCUGCCUCAGAUCUCAUCUAAAUCUCCCCUCUUUCAGUUUAAAACCCUUCCCCCUCGUCCCAUGGCUCCCCUCUCUGAUCCAGAGUCCCUCCCCAGCUUUCCUGGAGCCCCUUUAGGGACAGGAAGAGGCUGGAAGGUCUCCCCGGAGCCUUCUCUUCACCAGACUGAACCCCCCCAGCUCUCUCAGCCUGUCCUCGCAGCAGAGGGGCUCCAGCCCUCCCAGCAUCUCCGGGGCCUCAUCUGGCCCCGCUCCAACAGCUCCAUGUCCUUCUGAUGCUGGUGUCCUGCAGUGGGGUCUCCCCCGAGCGGAGCAGAGGGGCAGAAUCCCCCCCCUCGCCCUGCUGCCCACGCUGCUCUGGAUGCAGCCCAGGAUGCGGGGGGCUUUCCAGGAUACCAGCGCACGGUGCCAGCACAUGGCCAGCUUUUCACCCCCCAGCACCCCCAAGCCCUUCUCCUCAGGGCUGCUCUCCAUCUCUCCCUCCCCAGCCUGUGCUGAGACUGCAGCUUGCCCUGACCCGGGUGCAGGACAGGACCCUCCACUUGGCCUGGUUGAGCCUCAUGAGGUUCACACUGACUUCUUGAGUGUGUCCAGGUCCCUCUGAACGGCAUCCCGCCCCUCUGGCAAAUCACCUGUGCCAUUCAGCCUGGUAUCACCUGCCACAAGACGACGUGUGGCGUCCUCCAGGCAGCCAGCCCUGACCUGCAAGAGAUGCAGGUGGGCAUGGCUGCAUCGCGCUUGGGGUCGGCAUGUGCGUCACCAGGGUUGUCUACAGCACCUAGGUGUAAGCUGGACUAUCGGUCAGUCUCCUCAGUGCCCAUGAUUGCAUAUGCCCGUCUAUCUAAAUAGAUGCAAUAACUAUUCAAAUAGGUAAAGAAUCAGCAGACCAUAAAGGGCACUCUUUGAGGCAGAGCUCUGAAGAGACAUUGUGAGUCCUUCAAGAGGCCAGGACAAUACGAAUAUGGCAGCCUGGGACAGGCAAGGCUGCCACAGCUUCACAGCCUCAAUGUCCAUCCAGCAGUGAGGCUUAGACGUGUUGUAUGGGGUUCACCUGGGGAGGUCUGGAUGGGGGGCGCUGCAGGGGUGGCCCCGGACAGAAGAGACCAGGGGCUGCCCACACAUCAGGUGGAGCCGGUUCCAGAUGGCUCCAAAACAAACCCCCCACCAGGACACACAGCCAGGCACAGAGCCAGGAGACCCAGGAAUCCCGGCUACCCCAUUGCCCCCGAGCCACAUGGGAUCCCCGCCCCCAUGCAGGCUCUUGCUGCAGCCACCAGCCCCGCCCAGCCAUCUCCCAAGAGGUUUCAGAGCUCCUGGGGCUUGGCUCAGGGCUAACGAGCCCUAUGCCAACAGCCAUGAAAUAGCUCCUGAAGACCUUCACAGUGAAGACGCUCCCAUCAAGAGCAAGAACACACUCCUGCAAGCACAAGAAUGUCCCCUUUAAAGGUAAGGGAAGUAGGAGGAGCAAGACACCCCCUUGGCUUAACUGUGAGCUUCUGAGUCUGCUCAAAACCAAAAGAGAAGCGUUCCAGAGAUGGAAAAGUGGACAAAUGCCCAUUGAGAACUACAAGGGUGUUGCCAGGGCGUGCAGAGAUGCAGUUAGAAAAGCAAAAAGCUCAGCUCAAAUUGAAAGUGGCCAGAGAUGUCAAAAACUACAAGAAAGGGUUCUUCGGGUACACGAACAACAAGCUGAAAUGGAAGGAAAAUAUUGUCCCGCUGUUAAACAGCAGAGGUGAAUUAGUCACCAACACUGGAAAGGCAGAGGUUCUCAGCACUUUCACCUUGGUGUGAACUUGGGCCUUGGGAACAACAAUUCGGGUUGAUGCAAACCCAAACCCACCGCCAGUGAAGGAAGAGUUGGUGGGUGAACUGUUACAGGAGCUUGACCCCUGCCAAUGGAUGGGCCCUGACAACAUCCAUCCAAGGGUGUGAAGAGAGCUGGCUGAUGUCGCUGUGAGGUCGCUCUCCAUAAUCCUUGAGAAGUUGUGGAGACUGGGGGACAUCCCAGAAGACUGGAUGAAGGCUAAUGUCUUCUACAGGAAGGGCUUAAAGGAGGAUCCAGGAAGUUAUAGACCAUCAGUCUUACUUCAGUCCCUCAGAAAGUUAUGGAAUGAAUGCUCCUGGGGGUGACCACAAGUCAAAUGAAGCACGUGAUUGGGAAAAGCCACCACAGAUUCACCAAGGGCAAAUCGUGCUUGACAAACCCGAUCACCUUCCACAACAAAGUGACCUGCUCGGUUGAUGUGGCGUGAGCGGUGGACAUUGUCUGCCUGGAUUUCUCCAAGGCUUUCAACACGGUUCCCUGCAGCCUCCUCCCAGAGAAACUGAUGCGUUACGGUGGUGGUCAAUAGUUCCUUCUCGAACUGGCAAUCUGUCACAAGUGAGGUCCCCCAGGGAUCGAUACUGGGGCCAACGCUGUUUAAUAUCUUCAUAAGUGAGCUGGAAGAUGGGAUCAGGUGUACCCUGAUGAAGUUUGCUGAUGAUACCAGAGUGGGGAAGUGGCCACUUGGGAAGGGAGAGCCACCCAGCAGGAAGCCCUGGAUUGGCCGAGAAGAGUGGGUUAGCAAGAACCUUAUGAAGUUCAACACGGACAAGUGUAAGGUCUUGCACCAGGGAAAACAUAAUCCAGGAGUGCAGCACAGGCUGGGAUCUACCUGGCUGGCGAGAAGCUCUGUGGACAGGGACUUGGGGGUCCUGGUCCCACUCUAUUCAUCACUUGUCAGACGUCACCUGGAACACUGUGUUCAGUUUUGGUCCCCGCUAUACAAAACGGAUGUGGACAGGCUGGAGAGGGUCCAGAGAAGGGCCACCAAGAUAAUCCAAGGACUAGGAAGCCUGGCAUGUGAAGAAAGGCUGAGAGAACCGGGUUUGUUCAGCUUUGAGAAAAGGAGGCUCAGGGGAGACCUUACCACCAUGUUCCAGUAUUUAAAGGGUCGCCACAGAGAAGACGGAGGCUCCCUUUUUACAAGGAGUCACGUGGAAAAGACAAGGGGUAACGGGUACAAGUUACUCCUGGGGAGAUUCCAACUGGACGCAAGAGGAAAAUUUUUCACUGUGAGAACAAUCAUUCACUGGAAUAAUCUCCCCAGGGAAGCGGGGGAUUCCCCAUCAUUGGAUGCCUCUAAGAUUCAGAUGGACCAUCUUGUCUAGACCGUGCUUUUGCCAAGAAAGGUUGGACCAGAUGAUCCUUGAAGUGCCUUCCAACCUGGGAUUGUAUGACUCUGCGAUAAUUCUGUGAUUCUGUGAAGACACGGGUUCAGUGGGACCCUUCCCAGCAAGGCCAGCAGCAACUGGGGGCACUUCUGGAGAGGUGAAACCACCAUCUAGGAGGAAUGGCGAUGAGCAAAGUCCCACAAGGCUUGGUGCCGCCAUGUGCCCUCGAGUCCUCCUUCACACAACCCUGCUGCUCCUCUGAGUGUUGGGCGGUGGUCAGUGUGCGAAUGGGAUCAAGGAGGGUAAACCAAACUGGCAUCCAAGAGGUUCACCGGCCCCUCAGCACCAUGACACACACCCGCCUUCAGGCCACAAGCCCCAAAACCUCCAGCUGCUGGAGGCAGGGAGAGGCCAGCAGAAGGAAGAACAGUCCUUCUGUGCUUUCCUUGAAGUAUUUUAAAUUCGGUACGGUAAUUUUAUCCUGAAGACGGUUUUUCCGUUCGUGCCACACAGGAAAAAAAAAAUGCCGUGACCAAGCACCGUUCUUCCAAAUGCGAUGAUCUGGAUGUGCCGUCUCCAACACAGAUCCAUGGAAGGGUGACCCAAGGAUGUCCCACGCGAUGCAGCAGGUGUGAACGAGCACACAGACGCACACACAUGAGCGUACAUACACACGCACACACUAAUGAAAUCGAAGGAGACAGCUGCUGUGGUUUUGUUUCGUUGUUGAGCUGUGUAAAGGCUUGAGAAGCCGGCCCUGCGGCUCUCAGUGUCGCAGCCGCUCCGAUCUCCAGUUCUGGAGCAGUCGCAAAGAAAACAGGAUCACAAAUGGCUGUAGGAAAUGAGAAGCUUCAUGCUACAUAAAUUUUGCAACAAAUUCAUUCAGUUCAGUAGCAAGUGGAGAGACAAUUUGUAGUCUUAUCGGGAAUAAAUGUUUUUUAAAGUUUAAUUGGUUAGAGAACUAACGAUAAGUACCUUAAAGAUCACAAAAGACUGAACUGAAAAUGCCAAGUCAGACCAUGAAAAGACCAACUUUGAAUCCUGUCCAAUUGUGUCUGAUAGAGUGCUCCUCUACAGACCCCCGUGCUCGGCACCUCUGAAGAUGCCAACACAAAAACGCACAGAACUUGGGUCAAAAAACCCGUGAGUGUUACAUCAUGAUACGUGUGGUAUGAUGCGUCACGGGCAUCAAAAGAGACCCUGACGAGAAAAGUUGUGCAUGCAUAUGACUUGGGCUCUUCAGUCACCGCAGAAACCAAGACAUUCACAAAUCUGAUACAGUGUUGGACAAUUUGGGAAAAAAAAAAAGAAAAAAAAAUCUGAAUUCUAGCUGUAUGAAUAUUUUAUGAAUACAAAAUACGUAACAGGAGAUUGCAACGCCAAAACAUCUACGCGUAAAACAGCAUCUUCCCUUACAGAUGCAUCUUUGGUUGGCAGGCAUCCUCAGUGGUACGUGCGUUUUGAUUAUAUUUCAGUAUCUCACUGCAUCAUGGUAAAAAAUAAGAUGCUUAGUAAAUUAAUGGAUGCUAAGCUGGACUAUUUACUGCAAGAACUGCCAGUUUUACCCAAAUAAGAGGGGUAUGGCUCCUGCAAUCGGAUCCCCUGGGGGAGAGCGGCAUUUUCCCUGUACUCCUGCUCUCCUGGACACGGGCAGCAGAACGUGGGGAGUUCCACGUGCGGUGCCAGCAUUGCCUACACAACAACGCCUGUCCCCAAAAUACGGUUCUGAGGGGCUGGGGGAAUCAAUCUUUCAGAAGAGACGCAUUAAAUUGUAGAUCACUAACUGGGGGGGGAAAAAUAAGUGCUUUUUUAUUCAGAAAGCAAUACCUAAAAAUACGCCUCAGAAAAGUUCAUUUUUCGUACUAGGAGUAGAGAUAACCAAGCAAUAAACUUCACCACCAUUCUGUAAAAGCUCCCUGAAGUAGCCCAAGUACGAAAUUAAAUAGAAAAUAAGUCUGCUUUGAAAACCAGCUUGUAUCCAGGCGGUUAAUGCAAACAUCGUGUUGCAAAUCAAACCAGUUUAUUGACCCCAGCAGGGAACUGAGGUAGUGCAAUCAAAAAGGUUUAGGCAAAGAAAAUAAUAAGGUUUUAUUUAAAGACAAGUGAAGGACGCCUCCAUUCUUUUUGAGGGGGUGGAAGGAAAAAAGAGAUGUAGAGAUGCCGCUGCUCAGCCCAAGCACCGCUUACAGCAGGACUCUCGAAGCCCGGCCCCAGCGGAGAGGGCAGGAGGAUGAAAAAAGAGGGGAAAAAAGACCCAGAAAGAGAAGGCAACGCUGCUGCUCUUCAGAACACCAGUGGAGCAUUUACACGUGGCUUGUGCCACAUUUUUUUCUUCACCUGACACGGCAGGCAGGGACUAUUUUAGCCAGGACGUCACACACUGUCUCCCUCUUCCUCCUUGUGAGUGUAGAUACCAGAAGCUCCCAGUAAAACCCACGGUGCUUGUUAAGAUCUAGACGUUGUCUGAAAUAAAUGUGUGCAUUUGGUUUACAUGGCAAGGUUUUGGUGGCAGGUAGGGGGUGGGGGGCGCAGGGGUGGCUUCUGUGAGAAGACACCAGAAGCCUCUCCCGUGUCCUACAGAGACAGUUCCAGCCAGCUCCAAGGGGGACCCGCUGCUGGCCAAGGCUGAGCCCAUCAGCGAGCUGGUGGCACCUCCAUGGUAAUGUAUUUAAGAAGGGGUAAAAACUGCUGCCCAGGAGCUGGGAGGAGUGACAAUGUGUGAGAGAAACAACUAAAAAGGCACCAAGGUCCGUGAAGAAUGAGGAGGAGGAGGAGGUCACAGAGCAGAGGUUCCCCUGCAGCCCAUGGUGAAGACCAUGGAGAGGCAGGUUGUCACCCUGCAGCCCAUGGAGGUCCGUGGUAGAGCAGAAAUCCACCUGCAGGCCAUGGAGGUCCGUGGUGGAGCAGAUAUCCACCUGCAGCCCAUGGAGGAUCCCACGCCAGAGCAGGUAGAUGUGCUCCAAGAGGGCUGUGACCCCAUGGGAAGCCCACGCCGGAGCAGGCUCCUGGCAGGACUGGUGGACCCAUGGAGAGGGAGGAGUCCACCAUGGAGCAGGUUUGAUGGCAGGACUUGUGACCCCAUGGGGGGAGUCACGCUGGAGCAGUCUGUUCCUGAAGGACUGCACCCCAUGGAAAAGACCCACGCUGGAGCAGGUCAUGAAGACCUGCACCCCAUGGGAAGGUCUCACACUGGAGAAGGUCAUGGAGGACGGUCUCCCAUGGGAGGGACCCCUCGCUGGAGCAGGGAAAGAGCGUGAGGAGGAAGGAGCAGCAGAAAGAACGUGUGACGCACUGACCGCAACCCCCAUUCCCCAUUGAGGAGGAGGUGGAGAAAUGGGGAGUGAAGUUGAGCCUGGGAAGAAGGGAAGGGGAAGAAGAGGGGAAGGUGUUUUAAGACUUGCUCUUAUUUCUCACUAUCCUACUGCUACAAUUAAUUAGCAAUAAAUUAAAUUAGUUCCCCCUGCCUUCCCCACCCAUGGAGUCUGUUUUGCCCACGUCGGUAACUGCCAGUGCUCUGUCUGACCUCUCGAUGUUGAGGGCAGCUGGCAGCCAGCAAAGGUCAGCCCACCACAAUGUGCUUCUACCCACGCUUUAGAGUGCGCUGCUCCGUGUAUUAGCACAUAUUACCACCACUAAAACUCUUUCAAUUAAGAAACAAAACAUUUCAACCAGACGUUUUGCCUCUUGAACUUAGCAGCCCUGCAUUAAAAGCCACCCCAAGCUGCCGCCAGCCUUUACCAGGACACAGCACCUUGUGGGCAGUGGUGGGUUGACACCUCCUUGGCUUCGCCACACAAGCCCUACAGAGAUGACAACGGGUGGCAGCUCCUCAGCAGAGCCCUGAGCAGUGCUGCUCCCUCCCAGCCCCCACGGAGGAACCGACUCUCGGGUCAGACAGACCCGGCUUUAAAAAUUCCAGCAUCGGGAACUUCAGUGUCACCGCGGAGCACGGGAUGGGAGACAGCAGUGCUGGUCCCCUGCCGAGUCCCACACCGACACUCCCAGCUGCAGUCAGGCUCCUGAAGCUGGCAGUAGACCUUCUCCGCUUCUCAAACACAACCGAAGACUGAGAACAGCAGAUUAAUUACUGCAAGGUUUCUACAUAUGAAAGCUCAGAAAUAUCAAGAAAUACAUUUAACAAAAUAGUAGAGGCAGGCAAUAGCAAUGUGUUCUGCACCACAAUGACACAAGUGUUUUAACACGCGGUGGGAAAACAGCGGGAGAUCGGCGCGGAGGAGUGUUAACAUGCUCGAGUGACUUGCAGCUGAGGUGUCGAAAAACCCCAUACCUCACACUAAUGAUCAUUUAGCCUUGUGCGCUCGCCAAGUAGAACAUCUGUGCUUGGGUACCAUCGGCCUGCGAAGGACUCUGAGGCACCUCAUCGAACCUGCCUGAGGUUCCUGCCCUGCUGCGGGAAAGAUCAAAGCACAGUGGAAAACUCGGCCUGCUUCUGUCCCUGAAAUACAGGGGAGAACAGCAGAUUCCAUCACUCUCUAACAAGGACCGAGCACCACAGUGCCUGUGUUCCCGCUCGCGUGCCUCCGCCUGGGGGCUGCUUCCAAGAUCCCCCAGUUUGC
This is a messenger RNA of Chroicocephalus ridibundus (black-headed gull), 10400 nucleotides long. RefSeq names its product major vault protein-like. The record is from RefSeq and is a predicted model, not a curated record. Lineage: Eukaryota; Metazoa; Chordata; Aves; Charadriiformes; Laridae. Gene Ontology annotation, cellular component: nucleus; cytoplasm. The transcript has 10 exons. Bases 55 to 1362 code for a protein of 435 amino acids.